AUGGGCAGAGCAGCGAGAUGGUUCAAGGGCAUUUUCGGUAUGAAAAAGAGCAAAGAGAAAGAGAACCGAGUUUCCGGCGGCGGAGAAGAUUCCGGCAAAGGCGGAGGAGAAUCUGGUGGGUCCAAUAUUCACCGGAAAGUUCUCCAAGCAGACUCCGUCUGGCUCAGAACUUACAUGGCGGAAACAGACAAGGAACAGAACAAACACGCGAUUGCGGUUGCUGCCGCCACUGCCGCAGCCGCAGACGCAGCGGUUGCAGCGGCACAAGCUGCUGUCGCGGUGGUCAGACUAACAAGUAACGGAAGAGCCGGAGGAUAUUCCGGCGGGAGCGGAGUUUCCGGGUCCACAAUGGAGCGGUGGGCCGCCGUGAAAAUCCAAACAGUCUUCAAGGGCUAUUUGGCGAGAAAAGCGUUAAGAGCUUUGAAAGGUCUAGUGAAGCUACAAGCUUUAGUGAGAGGAUACUUAGUCCGCAAACGCGCCGCGGAAACGUUUCAUAGCAUGCAAGCUCUCUUCAGAGCACAAACCAGCGUUCGAUCUCAACGCAUGAUCCGCUCCUCUCUCACCAGAGACAACAACAAUAACAUGUUUCAUCCUCGAUAUUCUCUUGAGAGGUUUGAUGAUUCGAGAAGCGAAAUCCAUAGCAAGAGAAUAUCAAUCUCUGUAGAGAAACAGAGCAACAACAACGCCGUGUACGAUGAGACCAGUCCCAAGAUCGUUGAGAUUGACACUUUUAGGACGAAAUCAAGAUCCAAGAGAAUGAAUGUUGCUGUCUCCGAGUGUGGAGAUGAUUUCAUCUAUCAAGGCAAAGAUUUCGAAUGGAGUUUUCCAGGAGAGAAAAGCAAAUUCCCUACGGCUCAAAACACGCCAAGAUUCUCUUCAUCGGCGGCGAAUAAUCAUCAUUACUACUACACACCGCCUUCACCGGCGAAAAGCGUUUGCAGAGACGCUUGUUUUAGGCCAAGUUAUCCUGGUUUGAUGACACCGAGCUAUAUGGCUAAUACGCAGUCGUUUAAGGCUAAGGUUCGUUCGCAUAGUGCGCCGCGACAGCGUCCUGAUAGGAAAAGGUUGUCGCUUGAUGAGAUUAUGGCGGCUAGGAGUAGCGUUAGCGGCGUGAGGAUGGCGCAAACGCAACCGCUAUUGCUGCAACAAGAAAAACGCUCUUCCUGUUCUUAUGAUAAACAGUUUCCUCAAGAACCGGCGGAUUUUAGAUUCUAUAAUUAGAAAGAAACGUUUCUUUUUUCGUCCUUAAUAAGAGAACGUCAUUGCUUUUGACUUUUCAUCGAGGACCCUUUUUUUUCUCUUGGUUUUUAUGUUCUCCCUU
Messenger RNA from Eutrema salsugineum, 1321 nucleotides. RefSeq names its product protein IQ-DOMAIN 14. Lineage: Eukaryota; Viridiplantae; Streptophyta; Magnoliopsida; Brassicales; Brassicaceae. Gene Ontology annotation, molecular function: protein binding. Bases 1 to 1221 code for a protein of 406 amino acids. The transcript has 3 exons. The record is from RefSeq and is a predicted model, not a curated record.